CUCUGCUUUUAAUUCUAAAUUAACUCAGUGCAUGUCUAAAUCAUCCAGUUGUAUAGAAGGCUUUUAUCCACAAGAAUCAGGAUCUUCCUUCUCCUAUCAGAUUUGCAUUGGGGAAAUUUUUCUAUAUUUUACUUGUCCAAUAAAAAUACGUCAGCAUACAAGAACACAAAACAUAAAUGUCAAAUUUUAUUUUAUUCAGAAAAUCUUUGUGAAUUGAAGGCUGUGGAUUCCUCUUUGGGUAGAAGUACAGUCAUAAUUAUAUGAUGGGGUUGAUACGUGACCAGAGGUCUCAUCAUAGCUCGGAGAUGAGUGAACUCCAUAGUUGUGAUUUUUAUCUGGCAAAACGUGAUACUUCUAAACGACGGCAAAGGCGAAGAUUUACACCGAUCACAAGCAAAUGGAGAGAAAACUCACCUUCAAUUAUUUUGGCCCAUUUUGUUGCUGUAGCCAUGGGGAUCCGUUUCAUUGUAAUGGUAACAAUAUGGAGUGCUAUAUUCAUGAGUGAAUUAUUGAACAAAGAAGUUCCAGUUUCUUCAAAUGAAAGUUACUGUGGCCCAUGUUCUAAAGACUGGAUAUAUUAUAGAAAUAGUUGCUACUGGUUUUCUAAUGAGCGCAAAAGCUGGUACCAGAGCCAAGCUUCUUGUAUAUAUCAAAAUUCCAGCCUUCUGAAGAUAUACAGUAGAGUGGACCAGGAUUUUUUAAAAUUGAUCAAGUCAUAUCAUUGGAUGGGGCUAGUACAAAUCCCAACAAAUGGAUCGUGGCAGUGGGAAGAUGGCUCGAUUCUCUCAACUGACAUACUACCAAUUAUUGAAAUGCAAAAUGGAAGCUGUGCAGUCUAUGGCUCAAGCUUUAAAGGCUAUACAGAAGACUGUUCAACUCCAAACACAUACAUCUGUAUGCAGAGGAUUGUGCAAGGAACCAAUCAACCACUCCACAAAAGUGGAUAGAAAAAAAAUUAAAUCAGUAGAAACACCACCAGCUGCAACUAAAGCAGAGAAAAUGGACCUAAAGGAAAGAAGACUGUCAGACUUGGAACAUCUAGGACCAUAUUAUGGAAUUAUUCAUCUGCUGUGAACAUGUGACAUUAGGAAAGACAAGAGUACCUGUCAUGAAGGCUACCACUCCCACUGGAAUGUUUGAGCUGAUGGAGGGGAAGAGCCUUAAUUUCAAAGGGCGAGGCCAACACCCAGGAGAGCUGUGAGGGAAGGUCAGCCCUACGGACCCUGAGGGGCUACACCCUAUCUCCACAGGAAACUGCCACAUGAGUGGGUCCUCAGUAGAGAGCCACAAGCUAGGCAGAGCUUCGCCCAGCUGUGGGGCUGAGGUUAUCACCUCAAUAAAUCUAAAAGACAGGACUGCUGCUCCAGGACACCUGGAGGGAAAAGUAUGAAGUCAGAGAGAAUUAUCUUUGAGACUAAAGAUCUCACAGAAUGUGCUGUGCUGGGUUUUGGCAUGGGGACUCACCUUUCCUCCUUCCCUAUAUCUUUCUUUUUAAUGGCAAUACCUAUCCCAUACCAGUUCCACCACUGCAUUUUGGAAAUGCAUGAAUUGCUUUGUUUCACAUAUUCAUAGCUAGAAAAUAAUAUGGUCUCAAAAUAAAUUUCCCUGGAUAUUAACCGUAUCUUAUUUAGAUGAUAUUUAUAUGAGAUUUUAUACUUUAGACUUUAUAGUUGUUGCUGGAAGGAGUUAAAGUCUUUGAGGUUGUUGGGAUAUCAUGAAUGCAUUUUCCGUGAGAGAAUGACGUGAAUUUGGAGGGCUAGGAAGAGACAGACUGAUUAUACUUGUGUCCUUCCAAUAUUCCUAUUUGAAAUUCUAUCCAUCAAUAUUAUGGUAUUAGGAAGUAGGACUUUGGAGGUAAUUUAGGCCAUGAGGGUAGAGCCCUCUUAGUGGAAUUUAUGCCUUUGAAAAAGGACCCCCAGAGAACACGUCAGCCUUUUUUCUACCAAAUGAGAAAACAAAUUGAGCCUGCUACCUGGAGGGGAGCCUCACCAGAACCAAGGCAUUCUGGCACCCUGGUCUCUGACUUUCAACCUCCAAGACCAUGAGAAAUAAAUUCAUAUAAUUUAUAAACUACUCAGUCUAUGGUACUUUCUUAUGGUAACCCAAAUGGACCAACAUAGGUGGAGGAAAUAGAAUAACAUUAGGUCCCACUGAAAAUAGCAAAAUAUAUUUUAUAAUAUUAUUGUAGAAUGUCCCAACACUUGGGGAAAACAUUGCCAACCAAAAAGCAGACAAAAAUCUGUAGACUCUCAGAAAUGAGUCAAUAUAGAGAGAAAACAGAAAAGCAACCACAACACUUGCCUUUACUCUGGAGGUUUCUAAUAACCACGGAGAAUUUCUGUUUUGAUAGUUGCCAUAGAGCAAUAGAAAAACAUAAGAUACAGCUUAAGGAUCACUAAAAUGAAGGGUUAAAUACAAGUUACACUUCUAAUACUGGGAUUUCCUCUAAGAUACAAGCUCAUACAAAGAAUCAAGAAAACCAACAGUUCAGGAAAUAGUUACAAAGAAUCUUUACCUUUGAUGAGAUGAAGACAGAAAUGAAAACCUCAUGGAACAUUUUUAACCACAAAUGAGCCCUCAUUUAAAUUUACAGGCCAGUCAGUCAAAAAUUGAAGUACAAAAGUAUUGUGGUCAAAAGUUUAUGUGAAGUAAUUCAAAGUUAAUAAUGGUCUGACUGUUAACUAUACCAACACUUUCAGAAGGAAAAAUAACUCUAGCCCAGAUAUUUUUUUAAGAUGUAUUUAUUUAUUUAUUUAUUUGAAAGGCAGAAUUACAGAGAGGCAGAGGCAGAGAGAGAGAGAGGUCUUCCACCUGCUGGUUCACUCUCCAGAUGGCUGCAACUGUCAGGGCUGAAGCCAGCAGCCAGGAGCCAGGAGCUUCCUCUGGGUCUCUCACCCCGGUGCAGAGGCCCAAGGACUUGGGCCACCUUCUACUGCUUUCCCAGGCCACAGCAGAGAGCUGGAUUGGAAGUGGAGCAACUGGGAUUCAAACCAGUACCAGCACUGUAGGUGGCAGCUUUACCUGCUAUGUCACUGUGCCAGCCCCCACUAGCCUGAAUCUUAAAAGAAUUUUGACAAAUAACCUUCCAAAUUUGAUGAACACAAUGGCAAAAAUCACAAAACAGAGAAAGCAAAAGAGAGAAAAAAAGAAGAGAGAGCACUAUUUUAACAUUUUACUUUUUAUUUUAUUUUAAUUUUUUAAUUAAUUUUAAUUUUUUUAUUUUAAUUUAUUUUAACAUUUAAGUAAUGUGAGUAAAGGACCAGUAGUCAUCUAUAGUCAUUUCUUUCAGGAUUUUGUUUAGUCUGAAAUUUUGUUGAAAUUAAGAGCUAAAAUAAACAACUGGAAUCAGUUUUGAAGCAUCUUUCUCUCUUAUACACUGUGCCUAAUAUUCCAGCAAAUCCAAGUCACACACACACACACACACACACACACACAAGCCCAGAGUCUAUUUCUCAUCACCACCUUCUUUGCUGACAAGCUUGUGUUUCUGGUGAAUUGAAUAAUUUUUAAUUUUUGUGAAAUACUUUUAUUUUACCUUAAUCUUUGAAGGAUAUUUCUACUGAGUAUCUUUUUUGAGAGUUAAUUUUGUCACACAGAAAGCUAAAUACCAUUGAAUACUGACUUCCCUUGUUUCAGUUAAGACGUUAGCUUCCGGGGCCGGCGCUGUGGCACAGCAGGUAAAGCCACUGCCCGCAGUGCCGGCAUCCCAUUCAGGUGCUAGUUCAAGUCCCGGCUGCUCACUUCCGAUCCAGCUCUCUGCUAUGGCAUGAGAAAGCAGCAGAAGAUGGCCCACAUCCUUGGGCCUCUGCACCUGCGUGGGAAGACCUGGAAGAAGCUCCUGUUUCUGGUUUCAGAUCUGCACAGCUCAGACCGUUGCGGCCAACUGGAGAGUGAACCAACAGAUAGAAGACCUCUCUCUCUCUCUCUGCCUCUCCUUCUCUCUGUAUAACUCUUAAAAAAAAAAAAAAAAAGAAUUUAGCUUCCUAGAAUAUUUUUUCCUAGUAUAUUGGUGUUUUAUUUCUC
Messenger RNA from Oryctolagus cuniculus (rabbit), 4023 nucleotides. RefSeq names its product killer cell lectin like receptor K1 (gene KLRK1). Gene Ontology annotation, molecular function: signaling receptor activity. Gene Ontology annotation, biological process: positive regulation of natural killer cell mediated cytotoxicity. Gene Ontology annotation, cellular component: external side of plasma membrane. The record is from RefSeq and is a predicted model, not a curated record. NCBI's taxonomy places the organism in Eukaryota, Metazoa, Chordata, Mammalia, Lagomorpha, Leporidae.